AAAACGGGGCUUGGGAAUGAUCCUUCUUGCUACGCCCUUGUACACAUUAAAUCAAUCGCGACGUACACUUUAUACAAAUACAGUGUAUAACCCUAUUUAUACUAAAAUCUAUAUAAAUACAUCGGAAAGCUGUAACAUAUACGGGUGACGGCACAUUCUGUCUUACAUUGGAAAUUUAAUCCGGAUCAUGGAUUACCGGACAUUGUAACAACCGAGUAAGCAGCUGAGGACACGUACGAUAAUGAACCUGGUGAAUUUGUUCCGGAGAUCUCCUACAGAGCUGGCAUUUGAUUCGCACACAGAGCCUCAUUAUGACGUAACAGCGGGUCAGCUCAGCUUUACCCUUAUUUGGGCAUGCUGCAGCAUACUAUGGUUAUUCCGGUGUACAGGUAAAAAUAACAGGGAAUCAAACGGGAACCGUAGUGAAAAUGGAAAAGUGUCGGGAGUAAACGGAGAUGCUGUUUCCGUAUCGGAAAAAGAAAAAUUGUUGACAUUGGAAGAUAAAUCAGGGCAGCAAAUUACUGAUAGUGUCGCGAAUAAACCUAAAAAUGACCAGGUGGUAGAUGUAGAAAAGGGAACGAACAUUGUUGCAACAAACGAAGGAAAUUCUGGAAAUACUGAAAAACAAAGUGACGUCAAAACUUUCUCUACGGUGAGGCCACCACCAACAACUGAACUUUUUCUCAAACACGUGUGUCUGUUCGGAUUGCUCUUGUUCUUUUUCUAUCUGUGCGACUACAGAAAGGUAUUUCCAAAGUUAGAGCGAAUAUACAACAGGGAUGAAUUUUUGUUCCUGGUCUUUUUGUUGUUUUUGGUAGCGUGCGCUUUUACAAUCAGACCUACGACAGAUAAAAUACUGAACAGGGACCAGACUGAAGAAUGGAAGGGUUGGAUGCAAGUGAUGUUUGUCUGGUACCACGUGUUUGCCGCCAAGGAAUGGUACAACUGGAUUCGAGUCUAUAUUGCUGCCUACGUAUGGAUGACAGGCUUCGGUAACUUUUCAUUUUUCUGGGUACGGAAGGAUUUCUCGCUAUGGCGGUUCUUGAAGAUGCAGUUCCGAUUAAACUUCCUGGUCACGUGCAUAUGUGUUGUUACUAGCAACCAAUAUAUGCUAUACUACAUAUGUGCUAUGCAUUCCUAUUGGUUCAUAUCCGUUUAUGUAUUCAUGGGCGUGUUAAAGUCAUGGAACACCGAUUCAAAGAAAAUGGCGCUCAAAUUCGUAGCUUACUUCAUCUUUAACAGUAUAAUAUUUGAAAUUCCAGUAGUGACAAAUAAUAUUUUCAAGCCAUUUCAAUUUCUCUUAGGUUAUACUGAGCCGGAGUACAAGGCUAUGCACGAAUGGGCUUUUAGAGCAGGGUUGGAUCACUGGGCAUGCUUCUUUGGAAUGCUAUGUGCGUAUAAUUACCCAACUUUUGAACGUUUCAUGAACAAUCUUGAAAAAAGUGAUGACUGGAAGAAAAUAAUUUGGACCAAAUGUGCAAUGGUUAAUGUUUGUAUUAUAGCUCUCUUGGUUUGGUAUAAAGAAGUGAUGGGACGUGAAAAAUACGCGUACAACGCGCUUCAUCCGUAUACCACUCCCAUCCCAAUAGUGUGCUUCAUAAUUAUACGCAACGCGUUUCCAGCAUGGCGUACCCACUAUGUAGAACUAUUUGCUUGGCUUGGAAAAAUCACUUUAGAAACGUAUCUAUCGCAACUGCACAUAUACUUGCAAUCAAAUGCAAAACAUUUCAUAGGAUAUAUUCCAAACUAUCAUUUUCUCAACUUCGCUCUCGCCACUUUAAUUUAUCUACCAGUCUCUUACGCGUUGUUUAAUCUCACCACAGAAUUCAGUUCAUAUUUGUUACCAAAUAAUUUAAAAGUUAUAGCGAAGAAUGCUGUAUAUAUAGCCUUGGCAUUUCUAGUACCGUAUGUGGGCUUCACCAUACUACUGGCUUUUUAUUGAUAGUAUUUUGUUAUACAUGUAUACCUGUUUUAUGUAAAAUAAUGGGGGUUUAAUAAAAUGUUUAC
Mercenaria mercenaria is the source of this 2007-nucleotide messenger RNA. RefSeq lists its product as uncharacterized. The record is from RefSeq and is a predicted model, not a curated record. Bases 242 to 1942 code for a protein of 566 amino acids. NCBI's taxonomy places the organism in Eukaryota, Metazoa, Mollusca, Bivalvia, Venerida, Veneridae. The transcript has 5 exons.